AUGAGAGUUAUGAAGAUGAGACUGCAUUUUUGCUUGCUGGUGAAAUGCCCACACCUUCUGCCAAGAGACCAAGAUCAUUCUCCUGGGCACCAAAUCCUGCACAGAACUUGCCAGAUGCCAGUGUAUGUGCCCACCUGAAAGCAGAGCUAUGGAAGAAGGGUCUUGUAGCUUUGAGGAGAAAAUGGCUCAUCAUGUUUCAAUUGGCUGCUAUCAUCUUAGCUGCCAUUGUUAUCAUGAUCAGUGCCAACAAAGUGGCAUCAGACUUUGCUGUCAGCCAUUUGAGGGAAGAUUCACCAGAUUCAACAACCUCAAACCAUGCAGCAAAACUACAAAAUGCUGACAAAAUUAUAACUUGUGGGAAGUUGAAGGAUUUG
Notodromas monacha is the source of this 374-nucleotide messenger RNA. Lineage: Eukaryota; Metazoa; Arthropoda; Ostracoda; Podocopida; Cyprididae. The record is from the annotation of a GenBank genome assembly.